Pygocentrus nattereri (red-bellied piranha) is the source of this 4952-nucleotide messenger RNA. It is a transcript of the gene cep85, whose product is annotated as centrosomal protein 85. The record is from RefSeq and is a predicted model, not a curated record. The transcript is spliced from 16 exons. Lineage: Eukaryota; Metazoa; Chordata; Actinopteri; Characiformes; Serrasalmidae. The coding region runs from base 293 to 2563 and encodes 756 amino acids. Gene Ontology annotation, cellular component: centrosome.
UAAGUGCUAAACAACAGCAGCGCAGUUCGGAGCUUCACCGCGACCAAAAACACAAUUUUAAACAUCUUAUUUAUAUAGAAAUACAGCUUGAACCCCGCUGUGAAUAUUUAAAAACAGAAGACAGCUUUAUGCGGUGAUGUUCAGUUUUGCUGAUCUUAUCUUCAUGGAUGGAUCAUGAACUGAACUGUACAGAGGCAUUUUGGAUGCAACCCUGCAGAAGUCUGCAGAUAAACUGCUCAAGCUGUAAUGAUAUGAAACCCACAAGUGGUGGAUUGGCAUUUUGUUUUCUUACAUGAGGAGGGUUGAGGCUGGAAUGACCACGUCGCAGAGACCUCAGAGCUCCAGGCCUAAAGCUGGACACUCUGAUAUGGAGUUCCAGACCCCGGCUGUGUUGGAGAAGUCCCAGAGCCGCUUUGGCUGGAGACCCAACAGAGCUGAUAGUGCUGACACCGGGCUGGGCACCACGACCUCUGACAGCGCAGAAGAGUUGUGCAGUUCCAGCAGCAGUCCAUCCUUCCAGCCAAUCCGGAGUCAGAUUCCCAUCCCCACGGCUCAUGUCAUGCCGUCCACGGCCGGAGUCACGGCCGCCUCGGCUCGCUCCAGUUCCUCCAGCUCCAAAUCCUCCCUGUCCAAAUCAGCAUCGUCCCCGAACCUGGAGGUGCAGGGCGGGGUCACGGCAGAGGGGAGUGGAGUUAAACAGGACUGCCUGAGCCGCUACCGCAGCCUUGUCAACGGACUUGAUCAUUCGCUCUUCCCCAUGGCCGAUCACACCCGGCUAGACGAGGAGCACCACUUCGAGACCCCAGCCAUGGAGCCCACUCUAAACCAGUCCGGCUUGCUGGGAGGUCUGCUGGGAGGAUACAGCCCGGACGUGCGGAUGCAGCUGCACAUGACCGGCCUCGGGGACAGCGCCGAAUGUCGGACUGAUGGAUACUCUGGCAUUUUAGAACAGACUUUUAAGAUUCUUCCUGAAGCCAGAACAGGAAUCCCCUGCUCCUCAGACCCCUGUGGUAAAAGGAGCGUCCCACCGGUCCCGGCGCACACUGUAGAUCCGUCAGGCUGGCAGCAACACAAACAGAAGCUGGAGAGUCUCCGUCUGCAGGUGGAGCAGAUGCAGUUAAUGACCGGCGGGAGCAGUCAGUACCCCUCACUGUACCCGUCAGCUCUACAGACUGAGAGUAAAUGGGAGGCGGUGGUGAAGGCAAAUGAAAAUCUGCUUAAGGAGAAGGAGCUCAUCAUCGAGAGGCAGAAGCAGCAGCUGUGUCAGCUGGAGCAGCGUCUCCGAGAGAGCGAGGUACAGAUUCACUCUGCUCUGAUGGGCCGCGGAGCUCCAUUCACCGACAUCUGUAUGUUACGACUACAGGAGGCUCAGCGUGAGAACGCUUUUCUGCGCUCUCAGUUUGCGGAGUGCAGCGACUCGCUGGCUCAGGAGAAGGUUGAGGCGGAGCGGCGCCUGGCUGCCGUGGAAACGGAAACCCACCGACUGAGCGAAGUGCUGAAGGAGAGCAAGGAAAAGCAUACAGAGGAGCUCAAGAAGCAGGAGGAGAGGAUCCGAAAUCGAGACAAGCACAUCAACAGCCUGAAGAAGAAGUGUCAGAAGGAGUGCGAGCAGAACCGUGAGAAACAGCAGCGUAUCGAGACCCUUGAGCGCUACCUGGCUGACCUGCCCACCAUGGAGGACUACCAGAGCCAGAGGAAGCAGCUGGAAGCCGCGGAGCAGAAGGUGGGUGAGCUGCAGGCUGCGGUGUUGGAGCUGCAGACCCAGCUGGAGGAGAGCCGGUCAGCCAAUCGCAGUAAAGACAGCCAGCUGGAGGAGCAAAGGCGCAGAGAGAGAGAGCUGCUCAACACAGUCACCAGUCUCCAGGCUAGAGUGCAGGAGAGCCUGGAAGAUGGCGCUAGGUUACCAUCUCUGGACAUUGAGAGGCUCAGAGAGGAGAAUGUGGCUCUGAAGGAGGAGCAGCAGAAACUCAAAAAGGUUAUUGAGAAGCAGUUGAGGAUGAUGGAACAGCUGGGCUCACAGAUCAGGUUUAUUCAGAAUAUGCAGCAGCACCUGAGUGAGGAGGAGAGCAGCGGUCAGGCUCUGAGAGACGAGCUGGACGCUAAAGAGAAGGAGCUGCUGCAGUUACACUCUGCAGUGAAGGAGCUCUCUGUACAGAAUCAGGAUCUGAUGGAGCAGACUGUGACUCUGCGGGAGCGGCUACAGGCCACUGCAGGGUCCGGUGAUGGAUGUGUCCGGUGGGAAGCCGACUGCAGCCUGCAGCCGGCGGAGGUCCAGCUCACCCAGAAGCUCUAUAGAGAGAUGGAGGCCUGUCUAAGUGACCUCCGCUCCCUCUGCAGCGUCCUCACCCACACUGCGCAGGGCCAAGACCCCAACCUGUCCAUGCUGCUGGGCAUCAGCUCGGCACCUGCAGUGUCGGAGCAGAGUGAGGACUGGCUCAGCCCUGCAGUUCUGCAGAGGAAACUGCAGGAGGCACUGCAGCUCCGCCGAGACGUGGAGGCACUGAGGACCACCGUCUCUGACCGCUACGCCCAAGACAUGGGCGAAAACUGCACCACCCAGUGACCCUCAACCAAGAGCAUAUUCAGUCCAUGGUUCUUCCUCUGAACGGACCUUUUAGGCUCCACAGCUUUGUGCCUUCAUUCAGAACCACCAGGAACGCAGAGCAGGUUCAGUUCACACUGUUUCCUCUCAAAGGGCUAGCAGUGCUAACGCUGAGGCUAAUGCUAAUGACACUACAUCGGCUUAUUUUUAUAUAAAGGUCAUAAUAUUGCUAUUUUUCUAAAUUCUUCAUCAGACUGGCGUUUGUUUUCUUGUUGUGCAGUGUUCAUGAUCAUUCCCAUGUGUUGGGGAACGAAUGUGAUGUGGUUGACAAUCAACUGAAAAUAAUUUGUAAUCUUUCUUUGUUUGAUCUGAGGAACGUUUGUUUUAUGUCUUUGGUCCGUCAUCUCAGAUGAACAUGAGCUGGAGGGCGAACACUACCUGCCGUAGUCUCACCUGCGCUGAGGAGAAACGUGGUUGUGCUAAACCAACACGCAUUAAAAUCCACAGACAUGCCUGCACCUGUAAUUUCAGCUAGAAUAACUUCAUUAAUGAUAAGCUUUUUUGUUUUUAAUCCGAACAUUCCAUCACAUUUAACAUACAUAGACAUCAAAUGUGUGAUUUUAAACCUUCAUAAUUAGAGGGCUCUAAGGUGACAUGGUGGUUUAUUUUAAUAAGGCGUGGCCACAAAUUAAUAUAUCGAGGCCAUGAGUUAAUAUUGAGGCCACAAGUUACUAUAUUGAGGCCACAGGUUCAUCUAAUGAGGCCACUGUAUUGAGGCCAGGAGUUACUAUAUUGAGGCCACAAAAUAAUAUAUUAUGGCCACAAAUUACAAUAUUGAGGCCAAAGUUACUACAUUAAGGCUCCCAUGUAUUAUAUUAAGGCCACAAGUUCAUCUGCUGAGGCCAGAAUUUACUGUAUUGAGGCUACAAAGUAAUGUAUUGUGGCCACAGAUGACUAUAUUGAGGCCAUGAGCUGCUAUACCAUAUUGACGCCACAAUUUACUGUAUUGAGGCCACGAGGUAUUAUAUUGAAGCUACGGUUUACUACAUUGAGACCAUGAGGUAUUAUAUGGAGGCCACAAGGUAACACAUUGAGGCCACAGAUUAUGAGAAACGUAACUCAUGGCCUCAAUAUGUUAAUUUGUGGCCAUGCCUUAAUGAAAAACAAUCACCCUGUCACCUCUGGAUCCGUACAGAACAACAUGACUCAUUAUUCACUAUGAUCUACACUUUUGAUAUUAAAUAACAUAACACUGACUAAAGUAAAGCAAAAAAUCUGAUAUGCUUCCCCCACCGAGCUCAGACGUAGUCAGUCAGCUCAGACAUGUUUGGGGUCUGAACUUACUUUAGUUUUAGCGUUUGAGCUACAAUGCUAAUGUAGCUGACGAGUAAUAUGAGCUUAUGUCAGCUGGUUAGCUUAUAGCAAGUCUCUUAAAGAUUAUUAACCAUUUGAGGCGAGCGUGUGAUGAUUCAGGCCCACAGUUAGCACCAUGCUAACCUAGUGAGCUAUAAGCGUCUGUUACUUGUUAGCUACGUUCGCCUCGUAGCUAAAGGCGCAAACUUCAGAAAGCAGACCUGUCCUGGCUGAUCAGCUACAUUUGAGAUCAUUUGAUUUUUAAGGGUAACAGCUGCUGAUGUUGGCUGUUCAUUUACUUUUUGGGAAAAAAAACUUUUUUUUUUGCACACAGAUGUGGUCGUGUUGCAUUUCAUGUUGGCGCACAGAGCGUUUUGGUGUCUGUUUGUAAAUGUUUUCAUUAUCUGGUAGCAGAUGAUGUUUUCCAUUAAGAACGAAACCCUCGAUGGGGCGGUUCCACCAAGAAACGCUAACAGAGACAGAAGCUCACUGUGAUCAGCAGUAACGGCUUUCAAUCACUGUUAGCAACGUUAGCAUUCAUGGAAAGAGAGCUAGUGAAACUGCUAGCCUUUUAUUUGCAUUGACUGCAAAAAAAAAACACUACUGAAUUGAAACCAAGGCGCUGCAUUUAGAUGACAUUUCAUAUCCGAAGAGAUGGUUUUGCAUCAUAGAUGAUCUGAAAUUGUGCCUUUUCUCUGUGUGGUUAGCAUGGAUGGGUUGUGUGUCAGAAAAAGCAAUAUAUUAGCUUGUUUCAUGAAGCGACUCUUUCUCAUAGAACAGCAAGUCUUCCGUAUAGUUUCCAUGUGUAUUAAGCUGCUCCUGCUGCAUAUUUAAAUGAAAUGAGCUGGGAUUGGAUUGUACUGUGGAGGAUAAUGAUGUGAUGUGCCAUGUUUGGUCCAGAGAAACAUUUUCUGGACUAAUUGAACAUCAGAGGAGUUCAACGUUGUAAUAUUUUGUUAAACAUAACCAGCCAAGGAAGCCUAAUCGCAACACUAAAUAUGUUUAUAUAUGUAUGUUUCCAUGCCUUUUAGAAAUAAAGACUUUUUUGUGAACUUCA